UUUCCUAAUUGGGGGGAAAAAAGAAACAAAAGAAGGAAACUUAAUUUUAAAGCAUUCCCUUUCAAAAGUUGUGAUAUGUAUAAUAUUGGUAAUUACUGUUUUAUAUAAAUACCGAGCUAAACUGUUUAGCGCAACCUCGGAACUCAUAGAUAUACGAGAGUUUUCAUGUCGAGCGUGAUUCCGAGGCGGACCGCCAGCUGUCAAAAAUCAAAACUCUUCCGUUUAUAAAUACAGGACAUACUUUAACCAGUUUCUCUCAGAAUUAAGGCUGUGUAGUGAUUUUAAUUAGUAAAUCUAGUCGUUAUGCGGUUUACACAACAUUAUAACAGCUAGCUUUGGACUGCAUUUACUUUUACAUCAGAUUUCGUCAUCAAACAUGGAGAAAUUUGAAGGCUACAUCUUCACUGCUCUCUGCAGCACCAACUUUUUAGUAUCCUGCCUUUUGUUCUCCAGGAUCACUCGGGAGCAGAGGGAGCCGUACAUGGACGAGAUUUUCCAUGUCCCACAAGCCCAGAAAUACUGCCAUGGAAAAUUCAACGAGUGGGACCCAAUGAUCACCACCCUCCCGGGCCUUUACCUCAUCUCCGUGGGAGUCAUCAAGCCCAUAGUGUGGCUCGCUGACCUCACAGGCGAGGUGGUGUGCUCCACGGCCAUGCUGCGCUUCGUCAACCUGCUCUUCAACUGCGGCAACCUUUACCUGCUCUAUCUGCUCAUCUGCAAGCUGCACCUCAGGGAGAAGACACGAACAACCUCACGCAGAGUCCUGUCAGCGCUGUCUCUAUCCACCUUCCCCGUGCUCUAUUUCUUCAACUUCCUCUACUACACCGACGCCGGGUCUACUUUCUUCAUCCUCUUCACCUACCUCAUGACGCUCUAUGGCUGCCACAAGGCCUCAGCGAUCCUUGGCAUCUGCUCCGUGCUCUUCCGCCAGACCAAUAUUAUCUGGGUGGCUUUCUGCGCAGGCACGCUGGUGGCUGCCAAAAUGGACGAAGCCUGGAGAGUGGAGCAUACGAAAAAGAGGGAUGAGAAGUCCCCUCCAUCCCAAGUUCCUCUGUCGUUCAGCGGAGCUAAGAAAAUAAUACUUUUCACGAUAGAGUUCCUCACCUCACCCAGUCACAUGAAGGCGGUGCUGCUGGUGGCCUGGCCGUACGCGAUGGUCGGUGUUGGUUUCCUGGCGUUCGUGGUGCUGAAUGAUGGGAUCGUGGUGGGUGACAGGAUGAGCCACGAGGCUUGUCUCAACUUUCCCCAGCUCUUCUACUUCUUCUCCUUCACCUUCUUCUUCUCUGCCCCCGUCUCACUUUGUUACCACCGCGUCCUCCGCUUCCUGCAGGCUCUGAAGAAACAGCCUCUGUUCUUUCUCUUCGUCACCGGCAUCUCCUUGCUCCUGGUGUGGAAGUUCACUGCCGUCCACAAGUACCUCCUGGCGGAUAACCGUCACUUUCCCUUCUACGUGUGGAACAAGAUUUUCCAGAGGCAUGAGCUGGUGAGGUUCCUCCUCAUCCCAGCGUACAUUUAUGCCGGGUGGAAUUUUCUGGACUCCUUCAAGUCACGCUCACUCUUUUGGAGUCUGGCCUUCUUGGCGUGCCUCCUGGCCGCCACAGUCCCUCAGAAGCUGCUGGAAUUCAGGUACUUCAUCAUUCCCUACCUGAUGUACCGCCUGCACAUGCCUCUCCCCUCUCUCCCCAGACUCAUCAUGGAGUUUCUCCUCUACACAGUGGUCAACGCCUCCACGAUUUACAUCUUCAUCACUAAGACUUUCCACUGGCCGAACAGCACAGCCACACAGAGGUUCAUGUGGUAAAUAUAAGAAAUGCUGGUCUCAGACAUCAGAAGUUACUGGACUCAAACAUUGUCAAAGGAUUUUCCUAAUGUGUCUUUACAGAGAACUACAGCACAUGCGACGUCUCAAAAGUCAAAUCAAAGCCUCUGUUACAUGUCAGUAACAGACAGCUCAUAUUUUCAAUUCACUUCAGUACAGUGUAACCCACUGGUGUUUGGUAUAAUGUACAGGGAUUUCUACAGCUGGUUUUAACAGUGAAAAACAAUAACACUGAGUCAGAUGUUGAGGUUUUUGGGGUUAUGAUGUGUUUGGUUUUCAUUGACAAAAAACUACAAACCCCACAGAGUGCUGCCAGUUUACAGUGAAUCUGUGAAUCACUUCACAAUUGCAUUUAAAUGAAAAGGGUGUUUUGUAAAAACAAUUAAAGUUUUUGCAUUAGACAACACAGUGGUGGUAUCAUUAUUGUAAAACCAUUGGUUCAGGUCUGAAUUUACUGUACAGAAAGUUGUUUCUACUGUACCUAAACACUUUGUGAAAUGUUGAUCCUUCUCCAGGGCUGGAAAAAUACAAAUUGUGACUUUUUUUUUUGCAGGUUUCUGGGUGGGUGUUGCUUGGUGUGAUUUUCUUAUGGCAUUUUUGUAAAUGUAAAUACUGUGUGCAGCUCUGUGAAUCAAUCUUUGAAGAAUUAACAUGUUGACAUGAAAUAUGUAAAUACGAUUCAAGAGACCAAAAAUGACAUAGCCAUAUUCAGUCUAUAUAUUAUUGUAGAUUUAAGAUUUUUUUGUAAUGACCUGAGAUUUUUGUUUUUUGCCAGUGAAGAACACACGUGAGUACUUUAUAAUUAUUGGACUAAAUUAGACAUAAACACGUUUUCCAUUUUUAUCUUGAUUUGUACUUUACCAAGCCAUAAGGAUCCACCAGAGGUGAUUCAGAAAUGUGCUCAAUUACAUGUUUGUGUCAUGAAGUUACAUGUUUUAUGCUUCAUGGUUCAAUAGGAGUAGAUAAUGUCAUUGUGACUUCUGAAUGUUUCCCCUGAGGAAAUUCAGUCAAAUCUUAAUGUGACAUUCUCAAAUUUAUUCAUUGUAAUUUAUCAUUUCAGAUUUUAUUUCAUCAGUGUUCUUCACCUGUAUCUGAGUCAUGUUACUGUGUGUUUUUGCUCAUUUGUCUGUAGCUUAUCUUCCACACUUCCUGUCCAUUCAGCUGCUCCUCUGUUGAUACAAUCUUAUGUAAAUCUUUGAAUAAAACAACUCAUACAACA
Lates calcarifer (barramundi perch) is the source of this 3038-nucleotide messenger RNA. RefSeq names its product ALG10 alpha-1,2-mannosyltransferase (gene alg10). Gene Ontology annotation, molecular function: dolichyl pyrophosphate Glc2Man9GlcNAc2 alpha-1,2-glucosyltransferase activity. NCBI's taxonomy places the organism in Eukaryota, Metazoa, Chordata, Actinopteri, Centropomidae. Gene Ontology annotation, cellular component: endoplasmic reticulum. The transcript has 3 exons. Bases 377 to 1801 code for a protein of 474 amino acids. Gene Ontology annotation, biological process: dolichol-linked oligosaccharide biosynthetic process; protein N-linked glycosylation. The record is from RefSeq and is a predicted model, not a curated record.